Messenger RNA from Meloidogyne enterolobii, 1472 nucleotides. The record is from the annotation of a GenBank genome assembly. Lineage: Eukaryota; Metazoa; Nematoda; Chromadorea; Rhabditida; Meloidogynidae.
UCAGAACUAAUCCAGAAAUGAAUCAGAACAAAUCAGAAAACAUUCAGAAUAAAACCAGAAUAAAAUCAGAAAUAAAAUCAGAACAAAUUCCAAAAAAAAUUUUCCCGCAGCUUCCCAUCGUAACACGCAGAAAAGCCUUAUGGAGCACUCCAUUGCCCAGAACUCGACCAUUUAGUCAUUCUUGGGCCUGGUUGUACACAAAACCGCCAACAGCGGCCACACAAAGACAACAACAAACAACAACAAUAGCACCGGAAGUAAACAAUAAAAUAGAGAAAAGUGUGAUAAAUAACAAAAAUGUGGAAAGUAAAGAAGAACGAAUAAAAAAAAUUAGCGAGGAAACAAUAAAAACCACAACGCCAAGACAAAUGCAAAAUGAAGCAAAUUUAAAUACAAAAAGUUUAGAGACAACAAAAACAAACAAAGAAAGAGAACAACAAACAAACAAAACAAAAACAGAGAAGGAGAAAACACAGGAAACAACACAAACAACAACAUUCCCUCCAAACAAGGCAACAACGAUAAAUAGAGAAGAACAACAACAAAUAAACAUAAAAACAAAACAGUUAGAGAAAGAGAAAACAGAAGAAACAACAAAAACAACAACAAAAGCAACAACAAAAACAUCAACACAAACAACAACGACUACAACACUUUCUCUAAACAAAACACCAACAAAAACAACACAGUUAGAGAAAGAGAAAGAAGAAACAACAACACGAACAACAACAACUACUACAUUCUCUCCAAACAAAUUAAUUAUAGAAAAGGAAGAAAAAGAACAUUUAAUUGAAAGAUUGCGUAAAUUACUCAAAAAUGCAAAUUUGAAGGGCGUGUUUCCCUCAGAGAACAAUAAAGUUGUUGUGGAGGUGCGCUCAAAUGUCAUCGCUAUUGAACCUGCUGUUGAUUCAAAAAAUGUUGAUCCGUCAAAAACAGGCAGUGGAUUUGCUUGGCCCCGUUCUUGGGAGAAUAAUGAAGCCGAUGACAGAUUGGCAAUUCGAAGUUGGGCUAGAGAGCAUUCCCGCCAACCUGACCACCAAUUAGUUUUGCCUUUCCAAAAUAAUCCUGACGAAGGAGAAGAGCCUAUUUCUACCCCAAAACAGCUUCCAAACAUUCUCCAGUCUUCAAUUCAAUUUACAACUACUAAAAUUCCAACAACAAUUAAAACAACAACAAAAGUACCAACAACUGCAAGAAAGAAGGGAGUAGUUAAACCAACUUUUUUCAAUUCUGGGACUCAUCGACAUACAGGCCCAACAUUCAACUGCCGCGUGUUGGAUGCAGCGGUGGAUGGCAUACCGAGUGAAAACAAUGACCAGACAUGCCCCUUAGAUUUUCCAGGAAUAGCUUCUGAUAAAUCUUGUAAAUGUACCUAUGAAGUUUCCGGUAGAGAUGAGGAAGGGUGUGCUACAGGAUUUAUUUACACGUGUCUGAGGACAGUUAAAUCCUCAAAUAACGACUUGAAAAGUUAA